UUUACAAUAGCGCACGGGAAGAAUCUAUGAAGACGCAGACACGUUUUUCACUCUCCACACCAGACAGCGGGAACAGAGAGUGAUCUGCAGCCCCCAUGCCGGGCAUCAGCUCCACCGCGCCUCGUUAUGAAAACUGGGACAUGGACCACCUCGACCACUACCAGCACUAUUUCUACGACGACCACGACCCGGACGAGGAUUUCUUCAAGUCCACUGCGCCGAAUGACGACAUAUGGAAGAAAUUCGAGCUGGUGCCGACCCCGCCCAUGUCUCCCAUCCGGGCGGUGGAGGGGUCCGGGAGGGUCGGGCUGCUGCACCCGUCCCUGGGGGACAAGCUGGAGUGGGUGUCCCAGUUCCUGGGGCAGGAGGAGCAGCAGCAGCAGCAGCAGCAGGACCUGCCCUGCAGGCUGGCCACUGCCGGCGACUCCAUCGGCAACCUGAGCUCCAUCAUCAUCCAGGACUGCAUGUGGAGCGGCUUCUCCGCCGGACAGCAGCUGGAGAGAGUGGUCGGGGAGCGCUGCGCCCCCUGUCCCGGGACGGCCAAGGUCCCGUCCCCGGGGAGGGCGCAGGGCGCUCCGGCGGACGCCGCGGCGCUCGGCAGCCUGGCGGCUGACUGCGUGGACCCGGCGGCGGUGCUCACUUUCCCCUUAUCCGGUGGAUGUAAGAAAGCGGUGUCUUCUGGGUCGGAAUCGCACAGCGACUCAUCAGAUGAUGAUGACGACGACGACAAAGAUGAGGAUGAAGAGGAAAUCGAUGUGGUGACGGUGGAGCACAAGCAGCAACGCAAACCUCGCCGACUGGUCAACGCCCGCAAGCCGGUGACCAUCACGGUGCGCGCCGACCCCCUGGACCCCGGCAUGAAGCGUUUCCACAUUUCCAUCCACCAGCAGCAGCACAACUACGCGGCGCCCUCCCCGGACACCCUGCCGAUGCCGGCCGAGCCGCCCCGGAAGAGAGUCCGGCAGGAGACGUCUUUCCAGGCGACGCAGCCCCACCUGACCCCUCACCACCACCACCACCACCACCACCACCAGCCCCGCCCCGGCCACGCCCCCCUGAACUUAGACAGCAGGAAGUGUCACGGGACCGCGGCGGGAAUCCGAUCGGAGUCGCCCGACCUCAGCGCCUCGUCUCCUACCUCCUCCACGUCGCCUUCGUCGCCCCCCUCCUCCUCCUCGUCCUUCUCGCAUCACCCCCAGAGCUCGCCGUCGAAGCCCCACUGCGUCUCCCACCUCUCCAGCCCCCAGUCGUCCGAUUGCGAGGACACGGACAAGCGCAAGGCGCACAACUUCCUCGAGCGCAAGCGCCGCAACGACCUGCGCUCACGUUUCCUGUCGCUGCGGGACGAGAUCCCGGGCCUGGCGGACUGCCCCAAAACUCCCAAGGUAGCGAUCCUGACCCGGGCCACGGAGUACCUGCAGCAGCUGCACGCCAGCGAGAGGCAGAAGGCCCUGGAGAGGAAGCAGCUGAAAAGCAGACAGCUGUACUUGCUGCAGAGGCUCGCGCAGCUCAAACGAUCCUGAGCGACGCAAUCAGCUGUCGCCAUGUAUACACACACACACUUUCACGGAACUGAAUGGGACUAGAUGAAGGAGAAAAGACACUAAUGCUCACUUUGAGGUGGUCACGUUGGAAUUGUGCGGGUGGAUUUUGUUUUGUUUUUUUUUUCCCCCUGUUUUUGUUUUGCACAUUAGCUUCUGAGUGAUUGACAAGGCCACGAGCCGUCAGGACAGCAAGCUAGGGACUGUUUAUUAGGAGGCAUCUUUACGGGCAGAUUAAUAUGUCCGUGGCCGCACAAGAGAGAUUUGUCCAAGUGUUAUGUUUCCCCCGUUGACAAAUAUUCCAAGCUGUUGCUUGCUAUAGGAAAGCCUGCUGAGACUGCAGCAGCGUUUGAUAAACUGCUAUAAUUGUGCUGGUAACUGCUGCACUGGUCAGGCGCAUUGGCUGUGAUGGGACUUGUUGUGCUUGCACAGCUGUGAUGUCUCCCUGAAGCUUCUUAGUGACCCCCCCCCACUUCAAUGAGCCUGCUCUUUAGUGCUUGUCACAUGACUUGUGAGUUUCAAGUUGAGUCCCGUUUUCCCUGCUAUUUCUCAUUUUCCUUCCAGUACUGCAUCUUAUAUUUCCCAGUUCUCUCUUUUUCCUCCUCCGUUUGGGAAGUUUCUAGCCUCGUUGGAGACCUGGGUCAUACAACAGCGAUGCUACAACUGGAAGGAGGCAAUUUUAUGCUGCAUGUCUGGAAUAGAUGAGGUUAAGCCCCGACUUCUCUCCCUGCAGGUUCCAUUCAUAACUCCAGCGUUCCCUUCUUGCAUCACAACUGUCUCAGCAGCAGAGUGCAAAUAAUAACAGCUUGUUUUUGAAGCAGUAUUUUGAAAAAAUAAAAAGAUGAGUUGCCAUGCAGACAUCUUUUUUUUUGACACCAUCAAAAAUACUAAGAUUCAUCUCUCCCUUUAUUGUUGUGCCAUGGAGAUCAGCCAAAAGGUGAAUGUCGGCUUCAGUUUUCAAAGAAUGGCUUCGAUCUACGUUUGUGCGACAACAAAAAUGCCAUUGUUUGCUUGGAGUUGAAGCCCAUUGAUUUUUUUUUUCUCUUCAUCUUGCUAUCUGAUAUAUUUGGGGUUUUUUGCAUUUUGAUGUAAUGCCUUUAGAAGCCUUUCAGUGUAUGUAGACUAUCCAGUUGGAUGUUAUGUAUAUAGAACCCGUACUGUACAGUCCCUUCCAAAACCAGAGGUGUCUACUAUACUCAUCCUAGUUUUUGUUAAGCCCUGUGUCCUGAAUCGGGGCCAAGCUUGCUGACUUUUCAAAGAUAACUCAAAGCUUCUAUUUUUGUUAAUAAAAUUAUUAUUAAAAAAAAAAAAGUUGAAAUAAAACACUUUGAACAUUGAUCACACUAGCCACUUUGUCACAUGUUAUUUUUUUUAUUUUUUUUUUUUUUGCAAAGCCUACUUGUUUGACUGUUUUCUGUCUCCGAGGUCUCUUUCAUUUGUACGAGUCAGAACUGACAAAAGUUUUAUACUAUAUUUUCCUACCGUCACGUUUCAGUGUGAGCUAAUGACUGUUUUUGUUAUUGUAGCAAACAGGACUUUACUGGUGGUUGUGUGCUGAAACUGAGAUGUGGGGCUUUUUUUUUUUUUUUUUUUUUUCCUCCCUCUGAAUUGGAAAGCACCUGAACGCUGCUGCAUUCAAUCCAAUCACUGUUCCUAUAGCACUCUCUGGCGCGGGUGGUGCAGAGGGGGUGGGGACUUAAGAGGAUCUACCGAUUAAACUUGGCGGCUGUGUGUAGCCUUUAGUGACAUCAAUGUUAAUGCUUUCUCCGUUUUUUUUUUUUUUUUUUUUUUUUUGCAAGCCUGGUGCUCCCUAUUGUUCCAUAAGCCAUGCGACAGAACACUGUAGCCCUGGAUCUAGUACUGUAAAUGACUAAAUCAUGACAAGUAGCAUGCCCAGCUUUACCAGCACUCAGGAAAAUCCAUGUAGCCUCUAGCUCUCGCAAUAGGGCCGUAGGCUAUGCUUGAAAAAUAUUAACACCCUCUGUAUAUAUAACAUACCCUCUGCAGCCACUUCAGAGAUAAUCGAGUGAUAGAUUGUUUGAAGAAAACAAUUUCCCUCCUCUCAGAAAUGUUAAUCAUAUCAGCACAAGCCACCAGUAACCCUAUUUGAGUUUUCCCAUUAGAGUGCACCCACAACAGUGGUUAGUGGUUUGCAUGUUUGUUUUUUCAAAUCGUGUACUGGUCACUGGUUUCUGCUGCUGCACGGUCAUAGUAGCAGUGGAUAUUGCUUUGGGAGUUCAACUAUGGUGAUAUUUGGAGCCUUGUCUCAGCACUUUGUUUUUUUUUCUGUACCUCAUAAGCCUCUAUGUAAGAAAAGUAUGACAGAAAAUUAAUAAAUUUCAU
Molecule: messenger RNA, 3884 nt
Organism: Salarias fasciatus (jewelled blenny)
Lineage: Eukaryota; Metazoa; Chordata; Actinopteri; Blenniiformes; Blenniidae
Gene: myclb
Product: MYCL proto-oncogene, bHLH transcription factor b
Exons: 3
Coding region: 96-1523 (475 amino acids)
Biological process (GO): regulation of DNA-templated transcription
Molecular function (GO): protein dimerization activity; DNA-binding transcription factor activity
Source: RefSeq, a predicted model, not a curated record